UCACGCAGCAAAAGCGUAUAAGCCCGAUGAACAAUGACUAUAUGUGCCCACUGUCUAAGUCUGCCAUGACAACGGUGCGUCUCGGAGCUUCGUUGUUCCCUGUCUUGAUAGUUUUAGAUGGCAACAGCGUGUUCCAACAAAGGGGCAGUGAGAAAGAAAGUGGCCCUGAGGGCAAGCUGCUCCUCGCGUUCAAGUCCUUCACGAGGAACAAGUCUCUGCAUCAUUGAACCUGCUUGGUUCCUGCUUAUGCACAGCAGUGCUUGGCUCCGGCCGCUUGCGGUUUCACUACGCCUCUCUUUCGAACAUGCGAGAGGACGAAGCAAGUCUUAUGAUUGAUGUCACAGAGGCAGACUCGACCCUUUUGAGCAUGAUUACGC
Messenger RNA from Aspergillus brunneoviolaceus CBS 621.78, 377 nucleotides. RefSeq lists its product as uncharacterized. The transcript has a single exon. NCBI's taxonomy places the organism in Eukaryota, Fungi, Ascomycota, Eurotiomycetes, Eurotiales, Aspergillaceae. The coding region runs from base 118 to 336 and encodes 72 amino acids. The record is from RefSeq and is a predicted model, not a curated record.